Thamnophis sirtalis is the source of this 2154-nucleotide messenger RNA. NCBI's taxonomy places the organism in Eukaryota, Metazoa, Chordata, Lepidosauria, Squamata, Natricidae. The record is from RefSeq and is a predicted model, not a curated record.
AUGGUGCCCCCGCACCCCCCCAGAAGAGGGCUCCUGCUGUUGCUGUUGUGCCUCCUCGUUGGCCCAGACCGUCGGCCGGGGGCAUCUGGGGCCCCCGGGCAGGGAGCACCUGGGGAUGUCAGUCUGCCCGGCUCUGGGCGGGUGAAGCGUGGCUGGGUGUGGAACCAGUUCUUCGUGGUGGAGGAGUACACGGGCACAGAGCCACUGUACGUGGGGAAGAUUCACUCGGACUCCGAUGAGGGCGAUGGCUCCAUCAAGUACACCAUCUCUGGGGAGGGGGCCGGCACCAUCUUCCUGAUCGAUGAGCUGACGGGGGACAUUCAUGCCACGGAGCGCCUCGAUCGCGAGCGGAAAACCUUCUACACGCUGCGGGCUCAGGCGCGGGACCGCCAGACCGACCAGCUGCUGGAGCCCGAGUCGGAAUUUGUCAUCAAGGUGCAGGACAUCAACGACAGCGAGCCCCGGUUCCUGGGGGGGCCCUACAUCGGGAGCGUGGCGGAGCUGUCCCCCAUCGGGACUUCGGUGCUGACUGUCCUGGCCUCUGAUGCGGAUGAUCCCAGCUAUGGGAGCAGCGCCCGGGUGGCCUACAGCGUCCUGGAGGGGGAGCAGCACUUCACUGUGGACAGCAAGACCGGUGUGAUCCGGACGGCCGUGGCAAACCUGGACCGGGAGACCCAGGACCGCUAUGAGGUGGUGGUGAGGGCCACGGAUAUGGCAGGGCAGCUGGGGGGCCUCUCGGGCUCCACCACCGUCACCAUCGUCAUCACUGACGUCAAUGACAACCCCCCUCGCUUCCCCCAGAAGAUGUACCAGUUCAGCAUGGUGGAAACAGCCCCGGUGGGCAUGCUGGUCGGGCGAGUGCGGGCGGAGGACGCCGAUGUUGGGGAGAACACAGACAUGGCCUACCAGAUCAAGGAGGAGGGGGCCCGGGGGCCCUUCCGCGUGGCCACCGACAGCAACACGCAGGAAGCCCUCAUCUCCUUGCAGCAGCCUCUGAACUUCGAGGCCCAGGCGGUGCACACGGUGGUCUUGGAGGCGCUGAAUAAGUUCGCGGAGCCCCGUUUUAUGGGCCUGGACACCUUCCGGGACCAGACCAUCGUGCUGGUCUCUGUGCUGGACGCAGACGAGCCCCCCGAGUUCCGGCCUCCCAGCGGCCCCCUGGAGGUGCAGGAAGACGCCCUGGUGGGCUCCCUGGUGGGGGUGGUCACCGCGGUGGACCCCGAUGCGGCCAGCAGACCCGUUCGGUAUGCCCUCGAGCCCCCCGAGGACACGGGGCAGAUUUUUGAUAUCGAUGCCCAGACUGGAGCCAUCCUGACCAGGCAGGCCUUGGAUCGAGAGACGGCCGGCUGGCACAACAUCACCAUCCUGGCCAUGGAGGCUGACGACACGGCUGGGCUGCACACUCAGCACCUGGGCUUCAACCGGCAGGAGCAGGAUCUGUUCCUGCUGCCCAUCCUGGUGGUGGACAGUGGCCCCCCCGCCCUCAGCAGCACCGGCACCCUGACCGUCCGCAUCUGCGGCUGCGACAACACCGGCACCAUCCAGUCGUGCAACGCCACCGCCUUCGUGGUGUCCCCUUCGCUCAGCCCUGGUGCCCUCAUCGCCCUGCUGGUCUGCCUCCUCAUCCUCGUAGUGCUGGUCCUCCUGAUCCUGGCCCUGAAGCGCCACCAGAAGGGGCACCUGCCCUCCGAGGAGGACGAGGACAUGCGCGACAACGUCAUCAAGUACAAUGACGAGGGGGGUGGCGAGCAGGACACCCAGGCCUACGACAUGUCAGCGUUGCGCAGCCUCUACGAGUUCGGCGAGACCAAGGAGGGGGAGGAGAAGGGGGCUCCCCCCCCACCGCCCUCGGAGCUGCAUUCUUUGCCCCAAUGGCGCCAGGCGCCAGACCUCGACUUCUCCCUCUUCAGAGACUACAUCCGCCGUAAAGUGGGGCAGGCGGACGGCGACCCCUCGGUGCCCCCCUACGACUCCUUCCAGACCUAUGCCUUUGAGGGGGCCGACUCCCCGCUGGCCUCCCUCAGCUCCAUCGCUUCUCGCUCGACGGGCUCCGAGCAGGACUUCUCCUAUCUCAGCGGCUGGGGGCCCCGUUUCCGGCAGCUGGCCGCGCUCUACGCCGGGCCCCGGGCCGAGGAGGGCAACCGCGAGACCUAG